CUUCUUGGCCCCCUCGACCAACAACGCCAUAACCCCAUCUAAAACCCUCCCAAAAUCUGCAAUUUCCACUCGAAAUGAUGAACUGAAGAAAUCCCAAGAUUCCCAUCAUGCCUUGCUCUGCAAUUUUUGUUCACAAUUACCUCAGAUUAUCUCUGAACCCACUCAGAACUAGUUCAUUUCAGCUCCGCCGUCGCCUUACUUUAAGCCCUAGACUCGUCCGCCCUCUUCCUCCGUUGUCGAGUCCUGCGUUAGUCUUAACCUGCUCGUCUUCUUCCCAUGUCUCUUCUUCCAAUCUCGUCAUUAAGAAAACGGGAAAUAGAGAUUCCUACUCAUCACCUUACUUUUACCAGCAAAGUUUGCCCUACAGUCGCUACGCAUACGACGAAUAUGCUUCCGAGGAGGAGUCUGACCGUGAACAUUUGCAGUCAUCUCCCAGUUUGGGGGCUUCAACACUUGAUAACAUUGAAGAGUGGAAGUGGAAGCUAACUACACUAAUCCGCAACAAAAAUGAGCAAGAGCUAGUUUCUCGAGAGAGAAAAGACAGAAGAGACUUUGAGCAAAUCUCUGCAUUGGCCACUCGAAUGGGCUUACAUAGCCGCCAAUAUGCAAAAGUAGUUGUCUUUAGUAAAGUUCCCUUGCCAAAUUACAGAUCAGAUCUGGAUGAUAAACGCCCACAAAGAGAGGUCGUUCUUUCUCCAGAAUUACACAGCCGGGUUGAUUAUCAUCUCAAAUCAUACCUCUCACAAAAGUCUGUUCUGGGAGAUGGUUAUCCAAACAAUGUCUUACCAACAUCAAGCACCUCCUCGAGUCUUGUUAUUGAGGAAGGACUUCAUGAGCAAAAUGAGCCUCUGAGACGAAGUCCCGUUGCAGAGGGAAUUCUCCGACGGAAGAGUUUGCAGCUGCGCAAUAUCCAACAAGAUUGGAAGGAAUCUGCUGAAGGCCAAAAAAUGCAAGAAUUACGGAGAAGUCUACCUGCAUAUAAAGAGAAAGAAGCACUGUUAAAUGCUAUUUCCAGAAACCAGGUAAUUGUUGUGUCUGGUGAAACGGGUUGUGGUAAGACCACACAACUGCCUCAGUACAUCUUAGAGUCUGAGAUCGACGCUGCUCGUGGAGCUCUUUGCAGCAUUAUCUGUACCCAGCCCAGACGAAUAUCGGCCAUGUCCGUUGCUGAGAGGGUUGCAGCAGAACGAGGGGAGAAGCUUGGAGAUUCUGUUGGGUAUAAAGUUCGGCUUGAGGGAAUAAAAGGAAGGGAUACUCGUCUGCUGUUUUGCACCACUGGCAUAUUGCUAAGGAGAUUACUACUCGACAGGAGCUUGCGAGGUGUGACUCAUGUUAUUGUUGAUGAGAUCCAUGAACGAGGGAUGAAUGAAGAUUUUCUUCUUAUUGUCCUGAAGGAGCUCCUUCCUCGCCGGCCAGAACUGAAGUUAAUUUUGAUGAGCGCAACCCUAAAUGCUGAGCUUUUCUCCUCCUACUUUGCUGGGGCUCCAAUGAUCCAUAUUCCUGGGUUCACUUAUCCUGUCCGAAGCUAUUUUCUAGAGAAUAUAUUAGAAAUGACUGGAUACAGGUUGUCAACAUAUAAUCAAAUUGAUAACUAUGGCCAAGAGAAAAGUUGGAAAAUGCAGAAACAAACCGUCCGUAAAAGGAAGAGCCAAAUUGCUUCGGCUGCAGAGGACGCACUUGAAGCAGCUGAUUUAAGAGAUUUUAACCCACGGACUAGGGAUUCCCUAUCAUGCUGGAACGCUGAUUCAAUUGGCUUCAAUCUUAUUGAGAAUGUUCUUUGUCAUAUAUGUAGAAAAGAAAGGCCCGGUGCUGUUUUGGUGUUUAUGACUGGUUGGGAUGACAUAAAUUCUCUCAAGGAUCAACUCCAAUCUCAUCCACUGCUGGGAGAUCCAACCAAGGUUUUACUGCUUGCAUGCCACGGUUCUAUGGAUAGCUCAGAACAGAAAUUGAUAUUCAAUAGACCUGAAGAUGGCAUCAGGAAAAUAGUUUUAGCCACCAACAUGGCCGAGACAAGCAUCACCAUCAACGAUGUAGUUUUCGUGGUCGACUGUGGAAAAGCUAAGGAGACGUCCUAUGAUGCACUGAACAACACUCCAUGUUUGCUUCCGGCCUGGAUCUCAAAGGCUUCUGCUCGGCAAAGGAGGGGAAGAGCUGGCCGUGUACAGCCAGGCGAAUGCUACCACUUGUAUCCCAAAUCUGUAUAUGAUGCUUUUGCUGAAUAUCAACUUCCAGAACUGUUGAGGACACCCUUACAAUCUUUAUGCCUCCAAAUUAAAAGCCUGCAACUUGGUAGUAUUUCAGAGUUCUUAUCAAGGGCCCUGCAGCCGCCAGAACCAUUAUCUGUUCAAAAUGCUAUUGAAUACUUGAAAAUAAUUGGCGCCCUAGAUGACAAUGAAAACCUUACAGUGUUAGGUCGCAAAUUGUCAGUGCUUCCGGUUGAGCCUAAACUUGGUAAGAUGUUGAUAUUGGGGGCAAUUUUCAACUGCCUCGAUCCAAUAAUGACUAUUGUUGCUGGUUUAAGUGUCAGAGAUCCAUUUUUGAUGCCGUUCGACAAGAAGGAUCUUGCCGAGUCUGCAAAAGCCCAGUUUUCCUCGCGUGAUAACAGUGACCACCUUGCUCUUCUCCGUGCUUUUGAUGGUUGGAAAGCUGCUGAAAGACAGCAGUCAGGUCAUGAGUACUGUUGGAGAAAUUUCCUUUCUUCACAAACUCUGAGGGCUAUUGAUUCUCUUAGGAAGCAGUUCUAUCAUUUGCUUAGGGACGGUGGAUUGGUUGAUAAUAUGGAGAAAUGCAACACAUGGAGCCAUGAUGAACAUCUCAUCCGGGCCAUUAUUUGCUCAGGGCUGUACCCAGGAAUUUGCUCUGUUGUGAACAAAGAGAAAUCAGUAUCACUGAAAACAAUGGAGGAUGGUCCUGUAUUGCUUUACUCGAAUUCAGUUAAUUCUCAAGAACCGACCAUCCCAUACCCAUGGCUGGUAUUCAAUGAGAAGGUGAAGGUGAAUUCUGUAUUUCUUCGAGAUUCAACAGCUGUGUCGGAUUCUGUGCUUCUCUUAUUUGGAGGAAAUGUUUCCAGAGGGGGUCUGGAUGGGCACUUGAAAAUGUUGGGUGGUUACUUAGAAUUCUUCAUGAAGCCUGGCUUGGCUGGCACUUAUCUUGCCUUGAAGAGAGAGCUCAAUGAACUCAUCCAUAUGAAGCUUUUGAAUCCCAAAAAGGACAUAGGCAACGACAACGGACUCCUGGAGGCUUUAAAACUGCUAGUAUCAGGAGAUCGAUGUGAGGGUAGAUUCGUCUAUGGUCGUAAGCUGCCACCAGCUUCAAAGAGUUCUGGAAAAGAGGCAGAUAAAAAGCGUGCAUCCACGAGUGGCAGUGUAGCCGAACACGACAAUUCCAAGAAUCACUUGCAAACAUUGCUUCUUAGAGCAGGUCAUCAACCGCCCACCUACAAAACAUCACAGUUGAAAAACAAUAAGUUCCGAUCCACUGUCUUCUUCAAUGGUUUGGAUUUCGUUGGUCAGCCAUGUGGCGGUAAAAAACUUGCGGAAAAAAGUGCUGCCUCUGAGGCUCUUCAGUGGUUAACCGGCGAGACCCAAUCAUCUCAAAGGGCCAUCGACCAUAUCUCAACCAUACUCAAGAAAAGCAAAACAAGGAAUCGAGCUCACACCACAAGGGGGAGUUAAAGUCCCCAUGAAAUCAACGAUAUUUAGCUUUUGGUUUUUUUUCUCUGCAGUGGAUCAUUUGAUCUCCACACGAAGGAUACAAAUGAUCUGAGACCAACAAUCAUUUAUUACAACUUUGAAGAGUCCAACACUGGACAAGAAGAUCAACGUUGUGCCUGCACCGAUCGAGUGGAUUUAAAGUGUGGUGCCAGGUGAUACUCACAUAUUCUCUACACUUUUUACAAUUUUUUUUUUGUUAGGAAAUUAGUAUCAUACAGUAAAGUAGGAAACCGUUUUUCAAAUGAACAGUAGUAGUUCAUAUCGAUCCAGAUAGUCAUUUAUCUGCCUCAAUAUCGUUUUUUUGUUCUUGAUUAGUGCUAUCUGUGUGAUAGUCUUCUGAUAUGUAUGUAAUUGAUACUAUCUAUGACUUGAAUUUGUCCAAAAAAUGUGGUUAAACACUCAAAUUGGUAUCUGGGAAUCUACUUCUGAUAUGUAUGUAAUUGAUACUAUCUAUGACUUGAAUUUGUCCAAAAAA
Molecule: messenger RNA, 4188 nt
Organism: Cynara cardunculus var. scolymus (artichoke)
Lineage: Eukaryota; Viridiplantae; Streptophyta; Magnoliopsida; Asterales; Asteraceae
Product: DExH-box ATP-dependent RNA helicase DExH3
Exons: 19
Coding region: 108-3674 (1188 amino acids)
Cellular component (GO): intracellular anatomical structure; nucleus
Molecular function (GO): ATP binding; RNA binding
Source: RefSeq, a predicted model, not a curated record